CUAUGUUUGGGCCCAUUAUAUAUAACUAUGCGGUGGUGCGAAUUGGCACACAUUGUUUUCGUUCGCCAAACAUAACAAACCACCAAACACCAACAUGUUGACCUUUGAGGAAAUCGUUGAGAAGGCAAAGGCAUUCAGCAAGAACGUCACCAAGGAGGACUUCCUGGAGUUCUACGGCUACUAUAAGCAGGCCACCGUUGGCGAUUGCAACAUCGAGGAGCCCGAGGAGGAGGACAAGAAGGCCCGCUACAAUGCCUGGAAGAGCAAGGCUGGUCUGACCGCCGAGGAUGCCAAGAACCACUACAUCGAGGUGUACAAGAAAUACGCCGCCAAAUACGAGUAAAAUGUGCAUUUCAAUUAGUUUGCAUUAGUUGAUUUUUGUGAACCCAUCACAAAAACAAAUAUUCAUGCCACAAUUGCCCGUUGUUAACAAA
Drosophila virilis is the source of this 434-nucleotide messenger RNA. RefSeq names its product Acyl-CoA binding protein 6 (gene Acbp6). Gene Ontology annotation, molecular function: fatty-acyl-CoA binding. Gene Ontology annotation, biological process: fatty acid metabolic process. NCBI's taxonomy places the organism in Eukaryota, Metazoa, Arthropoda, Insecta, Diptera, Drosophilidae. The record is from RefSeq and is a predicted model, not a curated record.